Molecule: messenger RNA, 9195 nt
Organism: Cebus imitator (Panamanian white-faced capuchin)
Lineage: Eukaryota; Metazoa; Chordata; Mammalia; Primates; Cebidae
Gene: RYBP
Product: RING1 and YY1 binding protein
Exons: 4
Coding region: 4871-5422 (183 amino acids)
Biological process (GO): positive regulation of DNA-templated transcription
Cellular component (GO): nucleus
Molecular function (GO): transcription coregulator activity; DNA binding
Source: RefSeq, a predicted model, not a curated record
GCCACCGCGCCCGGCUAAGAUGGCAUAGUUUAUUUAUUGGGUAUCCCUCCCAUGACCCAAACACCUUUGACUAGGCCCCACCCACUAACACCACCACAUCGGAAAUCAGAUUUCAACAUGAGUUUUGGUGGAGACAGACCACAUCCAAAUCAUAGGAGCAUGCAUCAAAUGUUUUUGAUUUGUAUGCUCUGAAUAGUUUGUGGUGUUCAAUUCAUAGGUUUAGCGCAUAAUCUCCAAAAGGGAAAUUGUAAUAACUUCUAACUUGUAAUUGAACUCAAACCAGUAUAAACAGGCUUAUUACUUAAAAAAAAAAGUUUUAGUAAGAAGUGGUAGUUGAGUGUUUUAAGCUGUAUCAAUUGGAUGAAAUGAAGUGGAAGAAAUGGUUUAGAAGUAUUAAAUUGCUGAAUUUAUAGAAAUGACUUAUGUACUGCAUGAAAAGGAAGGUAUUUGAAAAAGAUGCCUGAUGUAUGAUAAAGCAAUUUAGCAUUAUUUCAGUCAGCCCUGAGAUUGAUUUAUAGGUUAAUACUUUAAAGGCAUACCAUUGCUUUAAUAGUGAUGGUGCAGCAGAAGACAUUCCUAGGAAUUUACCUAUUGUUAAAACAAAGAUUUCUAUUGGAAGACAUAUUAAGUCAUUUUCUUUGCAAAGUGUAACUGUGUUUGGAAAGGAAAUAAAAAUAUGAAUAAAAUGUGUUUUAGAUUAUGUCAUCAAAAGGUGGAAUGUAAUGUUCUUGUUCACAGAUUUAAAGAAACAUUUCAUGUGUAUUUGAACUUAGAAGUUUUGGAGGCUGAAGGCAUGUGCUAGGCAGACAUUGUUUUUCUUUUCAUUCAUUCAAGGCUCCGUAUGACAUCUAUGUCAGGCUGACAAAUUCACAUGUGUUACAGAGUUCAGUCAUAAGGCCAGGUGUACAACCGUUAGCUAACUGGAGGUGUGAGCAUUAAGAAGUGCAAUAAUCUGUUCUCACAUCUCUCUCUGUAUUGUGUGGUCAGUGGAGGCUGUACAAGUGUAGAUGUGGAAAGUUUGUGGACAGGAAGCGGGAUAGGUAUUGAAAGACACUUCUGGCACUGAUGGGAGACUGUUUAAGUGGAAAGUAACUUCAAACAGUAGUGCCAGGAUGGUGUGAUUUACAUUUGGCCCAGGUUCACCUUAGUUCUUUGGGAGUACUAAUUUUUCUCACUGUGGUAAUUGUAAUUGGCCUUCAGAAUGGAUCUUUUUUUUUUUAAAACAGAGAAGUGAACACUGGAUUGCAUUUUUUACUUUUGAGAUAAAUUUUGGUAAACAAGUUUUUAUUCUUUCCAUGUGUAAAACUGCCUGCUUAAUGGUUAAAGUCUCCUUAUGCUUUAAUGUAAACAUUUGUUAUCAAAGGUGUGCAACAGCCUGAUAGUAAAAACAGAUGCACAGAUAAUACCAAGUUACCACUGAGAUCUGAGACUAUUCAUAAGGUGCAUUUAGUUUUGAAUUAUUGUGUACAUUAACCUGUGUAUAUAACCAGUAUUAGGGGCAGAGUCCUAUUGGUACAGAUAACAUUGGCUACCAAUUUUCUUAUAUAACAAAGUACAGGCUUUUUAGCCACAGUAUCUCUACUCAUAUUUAGGCAAUUUUAAUAGUUUAAGAAUUGACCUAUUUAUUUGACGUGCAUUUGAAUUCUUAUAACUGUAGUAUGCCAGUAACUUUGGCAGUAGCUUUGUAUGCAGCUCCUCUCUUCAAGCCUCUUGGGACCCUGCCUCUGUCCUUGACUGUCAGAUUCUCAAAAACUUUACCUAGGACACAAGCAAACCUGAGUUGAGUAGUUUGCCUUUCCCUUUUUCCUUUCUUGAGGGUGGGGAGAAACUACUUUGUUAGACAGAAGUCACUUAUCUCAUUUUUUUCUGCCAUUUUAUGGAUUUUACCCUCCUCCUACAGAAUACAGUUUUGACUAUUCAAGACCAAAUUGUUUACUUUCAGGGUAGCUUUAUUAUUCCAGCCUAAUACUGCACUCUCUACUGCAUUUAUGAUACAAACUUGCUUGUUUGAAAGGGUGUCAAAAGAAUGAGUGUGUGGUUCCCGAGAUUUAGCUACUCAGAUGUGUUUGGGGACAACAGGAGCUGGGUUAAAUCUAGGCGGAAUGAACUUGGGGGAAUGUCUAGUGUUUUGAGGAGAGGCUGUGCGAAACAAAAUGCUGUUUUCUGAGAAGCUUGUUAGGAGAGCUGUCCCUAAGCCAAGUAGUUGUCUACUGGGAUUUUACAUUUCUAGAAUCUCCUUGUGGGUAGCUGUUUAAAAUACCUUUGUUUAGGUGGACCCUAUCUCCCACCCAUUAAGUCUGUGUUCCUGUUAAGGAAACAACAUUUCUCUCAUUUGAACUUAGGAGAUUUAGAGGCCGAAGGCAUUUACUAAGCAGUCAUUGAUUUGCUUUUAAUUAAUUCAUUCAAAGACUCCAUAUGACACUUGUGUCAGGGUAACAGAACUCCGUUUGUGACGUGGUUUAGGCUGGACCAGAGCAUCAUUGUUCUUUUAAAAGCUCCCCGGCUGAUCUAAUGUGCAGUCAGAAUUUUGGUCCACUGAUCUCUAGGACAAGAAUGGUUGAGAAUCACUGAUGUGACCUGGUGGCUUUGUCUCCCAAGUUGCUUCUUUCCUUAGCAGUGUGUACAUAUUUUGUUUAAUCUUCAAGUAAAUUUUAAAUUCUAAUUAGAUAGUACAAUAGUGCAGUAUAGGGGUUCAUAGUAGCUGAGUUACAUACAUGAUCCCUAAGUAACGGUGCUGAUCUGGCUCCUUAUCUUCAGUUCCUGCCUCAUCUUGUAGGACCCAGUCUUUUCACCUUAGCCACCCUAGUCGUCUUUUAGCAUUAACUAAUAGUAUAUGACUUUUCUUCCACAGGGCCAUUUUCCAUGUUUUUCCUGACUGAGACCACCCAUCCCUGGCUGUCCCCUACCCCACCCCUGGCUCAGACGUGGCCACAUAUUUUGAAAAAGCUCUUGAUGUUCCUUUGGAACGCUUCCCUUACUUGCAAUUUUCUAUCCAUGUGUGUGAUUAUUUGCUUGUUUGGGUCCCUUAUUAGACCAAGCUUUUUAGAUCUGCCUAUUCUUAUCCACCAUUGUAUUUCUAGCAUCUUCUCAGUGCCUGAAGUACAGCAGAUGUUGAAUGGAUGAAUAAAUGAAAGUGCAAGAUAAAACUAGACAAAUUCAAUUAGUUGUAUAUGUCUAUAGAACCGAACAGGAGAGCAAUGCAAUAAUAAUGUAAAAGCUUCUGGGGCUGGAGAAAUUGUAAUGGACAGGAAUAGUCAGGGAAAGCUGUAAAUUGGCGGUAGAGGUAGGGAAGAGGGUAAUGGCUGUCAGGUUUGGGGGUGAGAAAUAGUGGGAAAAUGGAUAAAGUAACCAGACCUAUUUGUUUAGAGUAUAGGGAUCUUGCUGGGGAAAGGCAGACAUUAAAUUGGUAUCAAAUUUAGGGGUUUAGGCUUUAGUUGAAAGACAUUGAGGGUCUUAGAGGAAGAAUCAAAGCAGUAUUGUUAAAAGAUGAAUUUAACAUUUAGGGUAGAGGCUAAAGUGGGAACGGUAAGGAAGGAACUGGAAGCACUAUGUGUGAGAAAUUAGUAGAAUGUGGGUUUUAUCUUGGCUUCCUGGAGCAUAGUUUUGAGGAACCUGGAGCCCAAUUUGGACUCUGCCGUGCCUCCAGUGGGUUUAGGAGGGAGAGCAUUUAUUUGUGCUUGGGUAUUUGUCAUCUCUGGGCUUUUGAGAAAUGACUGAGGAUGAAUGGUAAGGCCGAUGUGGGAAAUCUUGUGGAGAAGAAAUAGCCAGUGUUUAUAAAGGGUGGUGGUUUUUUAGAGGAAUUGUUAUCAAAUGAUAAUUAAUGCUUAUAGUAGCAAAAUUUAGUGACACAGAGUAGUUUGCAUAUCUUUGGGUUAAUCUUUUUUUAAAAAAAAACCAAAAAGGAUAAUCCAAACCUUUUUAAAGUUCUAAAUUGGCAGACACUUUUUCAUUCUUUUGAUUGUUUAUUAAUAGCAGAUGAAUCCCAGGACAAAUUUUUAGUAUUUUAGAAAUGUAUUUUCAUGUAUUUAUGAACAUUAAUUCCAGGAUAUUUAUAUGAAUUUUAUAAGGAAUACAGUGUUACAAGAUUAUUUUAAAAAAGCAAGACUACUGUAUCCAGAAGUUAGCAGACACUAUAAUGGCAGUAAACCUUUUGGCAAAUCACUUAGUAUUUACAUUUCAUUUGUGAAAUACAGUAGUCCACCAUAUCUGCAAUUUCAUUUACCACAGUUUGUUACCCACUGUCAACUUCUAACCAAAAAUAGGUGAGUACAAUGAGAUAUUUUGAGGUUAAGAAGAGAGGGCGACAUAUACCAUGUUAACAUAAUUUUUAUUACAGUGUAUUGUUACAGUUGCUCUGUUUUAAUAUUGUUAGUUUUGCUGUCUCUGAUUUGUAAGUUAAACUUUAUCAUAAGUACGUAGAUGUAGGAAAAAGCAUAGUGUGUAGGGUUCAGUACUAUCUGAAGUUUCAGGCAUCCUCUGGGGGACUUGGAACAUAUCCUCCACAGAUAAAAACGAAAUUGAACUAAACAUACUCUAAGUGGGAAGAGGCAACAACAUGGUUGCCCACUGUUAUCUGGACUUAUCCAACAGCUUAAAAGAAAACAUAUCCUAAUAAAGGAAAAAUGGUGAGCAUGAUAGGCGCUUUUUAAUUUUUUUUAUUGUUCCUGUUUUUAAUUGUGCUGGGAGUAAGAUGCAUGAGGAUUUAUCAGUGUUCUUUGCUAAUGACUAGCCUUGUAGGAAGCCUAAGCCUAUUUAGUGGCUAAGCUCAUCCGAGAGCAAUGUCAAAGCCAGAAUAUCCGUGGCAGUAUCUUGAAGGCUGUGAUCUGGUGGGCACCUGGUCUGAAAAUUUUCCAUGCAAAGGUUACCUUAAAUGACCUGUGAUGUACAACUUAGAAAACCUCGGAUCAAUUCUCAGCUGGUGGCACAACAAGUGGCACAACAGUACGCCACCCCACCACCUCCUAAAAAGGAGAAGAAGGAGAAAGUUGAAAAGCAGGACAAAGAGAAACCUGAGAAAGACAAGGAAAUCAGUCCCAGUGUUACCAAGAAAAAUACCAACAAGAAAACAAAACCAAAGUCUGACAUUCUUAAAGAUCCUCCUAGUGAAGCAAACAGCAUACAGUCUGCAAAUGCUACAACAAAGACCAGCGAAACGAAUCACACCUCAAGGCCCCGGCUGAAAAAUGUGGACAGGAGCACUGCACAGCAGUUGGCAGUAACUGUGGGCAACGUCACCGUCAUUAUCACAGACUUUAAGGAAAAGACUCGCUCCUCAUCGACAUCCUCAUCCACAGUGACCUCCAGUGCAGGGUCAGAACAGCAGAACCAGAGCAGCUCGGGGUCAGAGAGCACAGACAAGGGCUCCUCCCGUUCCUCCACGCCAAAGGGCGACAUGUCAGCAGUCAAUGAUGAAUCUUUCUGAAAUUGCACAUGGAAUUGUGAAAACUAUGAAUCAGGGUAUGAAAUUCAAAUCCUCCACCUGCCCAUGCUGCUUGCAUCCCUGGAGAAUCUUCUGUGGACAUCGACCUCUUAGUGAUGCUGCCAGGAUAAUUUCUGCUUGCCAUGGGCAUCUGGCCACCAAGGAAUUUCGCACCCUGACGAUUACUCUUGACACUUUUAUGUAUUCCAUUGUUUUAUAUGAUUUUCCUAACAAUCAUUUAUAAUUGGAUGUGCUCCUGAAUCUACUUUUUUUAAAAAAAAAAAAAAAAUCUGCUGUGCACAAUUUUCCAUGUACAUUACAACUGGUUUUUUGUUUUUGUUUUGUUGGGAGGGAGGGUUGGGAGGGGGAGGGAACUUUUAUUUAUUGUGUUCACAGACUCCAUCCUUUCAGCAUAUCCUUUUAAGUUUAGUUCUUUCUUCCAGUUAUACUAUGUACUAUCAGUUUUGAUAUAACUAUAUAUAUAAAUAUAAAAUUAUAUAUAAAGGGUUAUUUGAAACCAAUCCAUGGCAACGCUGGUGCUUGAUACACUGUGAAGUGAAUACAACAUUGAACAGUUACAGAUCUGGGACAGUCCCUUCUAUGAAAGUGCUGAAAUUUAAUUAAAAUCAGUCUUACAUAAAGUAUGUUCCAAUCCACGUGGGAACUUGACUCUCCCAUCUGUCUAAAGAGUACUGGACGAUAUAAAAAUAUAUAUUUUUUAAACAAUGUGAUCUCAAAUUUAAAGACUGCUCCAGAUAGCCUGCAUUUGCAAUGGAAUAACUGACAAAUCACAAGUGGUUAGUUGGGGAGGGCUUUGAUCAUUCAAAAGUAACUAACUAAACUAGCUCCAGAAUGCCAAGUAUUCGUGUAAAUUACGGUUACAUGUUAUCAUUUGCUGUUCUUACGUAAGCACUCAUGAAAAUAUGGUAUUCUGUAACUCGAAUUCCAUCCAUUUUCCAGACCUCUACUCAUGUCUGAGGUAAAUCUAGAAAUUGUCUUAGUUUUAGGAUUGAAACAGUCUAUAAACUGUAUUUUUGGUCUAUACAGGAAGCAAUCCCUUGUUUCUGCUUUCCACAUGACGUUGCAGUGGUGGUGUUUGUUGUUAAGAUUUGUUUGCCUCAUCUCUCCCCUCAUCUCACAAACCUCACUCUACUGAUUGAGUCGUGAGCAUUCUUUGUUUUUCCUUCUCAAAACCUUCUCUGAUUUGUUUUACUGAACAAAGGUUAUCAACCACACGUCCAGUCCUGACAUGGAGCUUUUCAGUGUUUGGAGACAUUUCUCAAUUCCCCCGCUGUGGUAGGAACUCCAGUGGUGAAGGCCUUGCGCGCCUGCAGCCAGAAUUGCAGGGAAAGCUCGCACUUGCUGCCAGCAGCAUGUAAUCUUUUACUCUUCCUGGACAUAAUGAUAACUUGAACAAACUGUUCUAUUUCAUUCUCUUCACUCCUUUUACUGUCUUGCAAAAAAAAAAAAUAAUAAUAAUAAUCAACGACCACUAAUACGAUUCCACCUCCUCGUCCUUAUUAAAAUAAUUUUUAAAAAAUUUGUUUUGCUUUUGUUUGGAUGUGGGGGGUCUCUUCUAUUUGACUUUUACAUUUUAGAUACAGAGUUUGUAGUACUUCAGAGACAUUUCAAGCAUGAGAAUUUGAGGUUACCUCUCUUUAUUUGACCUUCCUUUAGGGACUCACAGGAGGGCAGCCCAAUUUGUAAUGAAACACCACAUUUUGGUGUUAAAAACCUGGUUUGCUUAAUAUUAGAAGUAAUUUCUGUCUGUGGAGGCAACAAAUAAAAAAAUUAACAGCUUGAAUUGAGUAGCCAACAGGAAAGGUUCCUUUCACAUUUACAUUAAAACUAUUCUGUAGCCACUAAUGUACCAUAAUUUAAAUUGUUUUCUCAAAGGUCUAGAUGAUAAAGCAGUGCCAUUUGUUGCUGUGGUCCUAUUCUCAAGUGCAUGGACAAUGUUCCCCCCUUUUUAAAAUAAUGCUUGUGUCUGGGAUGCAAGCUAUGCUUAUCUUUUUAAAUACAUUUUUAAAGUAUUUAUUAAUGAACCAAAGGAAAUCAGAUGCUUUCUGUAAGCAUCAGAAUAUAUAAUACAUAGUGAUUUGACUAUGAAUUUUAAAUCCACAUUUUAAUAUUAGUGGGAUAUUGCAAAGACAUUCCUUCUAAAGUUUUAAUAUUCCUUUUAUUAAGGGUCUCAGGGAGGGUAAAUUAGUCAGCCAUAUUUAUUUUCCAGAGGUUUAAGGAAUUGCUGUUUUUUAAAUUAACUUUUUAAAAACACUUAAAUGCCACCAAACUCAUGUAGGUUGCACUGCUUUUUGAACCAAUAAGUGUUGGUAUGCACUUUCUUCAGACACACUGUGUACUUUUUCAAAAACUAGUUUCAUGUAAAGUGAUUGGACCCCAUAGAUUAGUGGAAAAAGCUGAUUAACCAGCUACUCAUAGGCUGCUAAUUCAUUCGUGCCAAUGUUUUGGUUUCUCAGUUUUGCCUCCGUGAUAAAGAAUAGGGAGGGGUGAAGGAAGGGGAAGAUUGCUUUAGAACAAGCGGCAUGAAAUUGCCAUCUUUGUAGAAACUGCAGCUAACAGUGGGAGUUAUCUAAGCAAUCAGAUAUUACAGGGCCAGCCCUUUAGCUGCUGUGGGGUAUUCUGUUGGGGUAGUGAGGUAGUAGGUACAUUAGACUUUUAAUUUUGGAAAUGGAUGACAUCCCUCAGGCAUGUAUUCUGGAAAUGGAAUUCCUGUAACUUAACGCAUCUGCAGUUUGCCCUACAAUUAGUAGGCAGCGUGUAAAAACACUAGUGUAGAUUAUAAAGAUAUAUAUUAAAAGAGGACCAGAAAUACUUGGUAUUCAGUGGCACAGAAAAAAGCAGGUUAAACAAACAAAAAGCACAGUGUUACGCUUGCAAGUUUCCAUUUGUUUUAAUACCACGCAAUCUCGUGCGUGUGUGCGCGCACAGAGCUUACCUGACUUGCUCUGCUUGAGUCACGCAGUUAAAGACAUCUUGACACCCACAAAAUAUUCUAAUCAAAACCUUUCAGUUUCAAUCUGGAUAUUUAAAAACAUUGGCAGAAGCUUCUGUGAGUUUAGUUCCACUAAGAUGUUUCACCUGCCUUAUCAAGACCAUUCUCAGUCUACUUUUUUAAGCUGCCGUAUCUUAAAUUAUUGAAAAUUUAUUAAUUGCUGAAUAUAUAAUAACCUUUGCUUGUAUGUAACCGAAAAUGGUUUAAGAGCCAACAUUUAGAGUAUGACAAUGGAGCUGAACAGUUUUUAAUGCGCAAGCAGUUCUGUUCUUGUGUAUGACUUGUAACCUUAAUUUACUGUGUAAAGAUGGUUACAUUAUUUCCUUAGCUUUGUUUGUUGGAGACAAAUAGAGAAUGCUUGUUAAGUAUGUCAAAACAAUCUUGUGAAUUUUUGUUAAUGUAUUAUACGAGCUAUAUUUUUCAUUUGCCCAGAAAGACAGCUUGUAUAACGCUUUUGGAAGUUUCUGCUCUGUAAUGUCUUUAGAGCUGACAGUCUGUUAGGUUUGUUUUUUUCUUCAUGCUAAAGUGUCAGUUGGUGGUUUUGUGAACUGGUCAAAAAUUCACAGGUCUUAAAUGUUUUGGGGGAAAUUUAUAUUGGACACUGCUCUUUGUCUAGCAAAUAAAAGAUGUUAAUAUAUUCCUGUUACUGGCAUGUGCACGACUAUGUUAUUAGAAGCCACUUUAUCAUUUUCCUGCUUUAAAUAGAAAUGUCUAUUUAUGAAUUCUGCUUGUAGUUUUUUCACAAAUAAAAUAGUAAAAUUUA